CGCCGCUGUCUCCGCCGGGAUCUCGGCGCCUCCCGCUCCCCGCACCGCUCCGCGCCAGGCCUGCGGACCCCGAGGCGGCGGCCGUGGUCGGUGGGCUCCGGAGGGCGCAGCAAUCGAGGCGGCGGCGCGAGUGAGCAGAGCCGAGCCCGGCAAGUCCCCGGGCGGAGAUGUUGCCGGGCGCUGGCCCCUGCGUGAGGCGGGCGCUGUGACAGGCCGGCCGGUGAGGCACCGCCGGGGGAGGCCGCGACGGAGCUCCCGGACCAGCCAUGGGCUGAGACACGUCCUCGCCGAGCAGAACAUGCCCGGGUGACUUCCUCCCAGAUCUUCCUUGUGGCCUUCCUCGCCCACUCUAGUGACACUAUGCAACCCCAGCGUGACCUGCGAGGCCUCUGGCUCCUGCUGCUGUCCUUGUUCCUGCUCCUUUUUGAGGUGGCCAGAGCCGGCCGCCCCGUGGUUACCUGUCCUGCCGCCUGCUUGUGCGCCAGCAACAUCCUAAGCUGCUCCAAGCAGCAGCUGCCCAACGUGCCCCAUUCCUUGCCCAGUUACACAGCACUGCUGGACCUCAGCCACAACAACCUGAGCCGCCUGCGGGCUGAGUGGACCCCCACCCGCCUGACCCACCUGCACUCCCUGCUGCUGAGCCACAACCACCUGAACUUCAUCUCCUCUGAGGCCUUUUCCCCAGUACCCAACCUGCGCUACCUGGACCUCUCCUCCAACCAGCUGCGUACACUGGAUGAGUUCCUGUUCAGUGAACUGCAAGCACUGGAGGUGCUGCUGCUCUACAAUAACCACAUUGUGGCGGUGGACCGCUCCGCCUUUGACGACAUGGCCCAACUGCAGAAACUCUACUUGAGCCAGAACCAGAUCUCCCGAUUCCCUCUGGAACUGGUCAAGGAAGGAACCAGGCUACCCAAACUAACACUCCUGGAUCUCUCCUCUAACAAGCUGAAUAAGUUGCCACUGCCCGACCUGCAGAAGCUUCCAGCAUGGAUCAAGAAUGGGCUGUACCUACACAACAACCCCCUGCACUGCGACUGUGAGCUCUACCAACUCUUUUCACACUGGCAGUAUCGGCAGCUGAGCUCCGUGAUGGACUUUCAGGAGGAUCUAUACUGCAUGAACUCCAAGAAGCUGCACAAUGUCUUCAACCUGAGUUUCCUCAACUGCAGCGAGUACAAGGAGCGUGCCUGGGAGGCCCACCUGGGUGACAACUUGACCAUCAAGUGUGAUACCAAGCAGCAGGGGAUGACCAAGAUGUGGGUGACACCAAGCAAUGAACGGGUGCUAGAUGAGGUGGCCAAUGGCACGGUAACAGUGUCCAAGGAUGGCAGUCUUCAUUUCCGGCAGGUGCAGGUCGAGGACGGUGGUGUGUAUACCUGCUAUGCCAUGGGGGAGACUUUCAAUGAGACACUGUCUGUGGAACUGAAAGUGUACAAUUCCACCUUACACGGACACCAUGACACCCUCAAUACAGCCUAUACCACCCUAGUGGGCUGUAUCCUCAGUGUGGUCCUGGUCCUCAUAUACCUAUACCUCACCCCUUGCCGCUGCUGGUGCCGGGGUGUAGAGAAGCCUUCCAGCCAUCAAGGAGACAGCCUCAGCUCUUCCAUGCUUAGUACCACACCCAACCAUGAUCCUAUGGCUGGUGGGGACAAAGAUGAUGGUUUUGACCGGCGGGUGGCCUUCCUGGAACCUGCUGGACCUGGGCAGGGUCAAAACGGCAAGCUCAAGCCAGGCAACACCUUGCCAGUGCCCGAGGCAACAGGCAAGGGCCAACGGAGGAUGUCAGAUCCAGAAUCAGUCAGCUCGGUCUUCUCUGAUACGCCCAUUGUGGUGUGAGCAGGAUGGGUUGGUGGGGAGAUUCUGCCCCAGGAGAGGUAAUGCACCCUGAAGGCUAUGAGGGGAUGGAAAGAGAGGGCUGGCUGGCCAAGGGAGUGGGUUCCUCCUGACCUCAAGGGAAUUGGUCACAGGUACAACAGAGGGCAAGACCCCAACCAGGGUGUGGCUGCCAUAAUUUUCAAAUAUGGAUAUAUUAAUCCUCAGGCAAAUACUACACCCUUACCCAAUAGCCCGGCAAUUCUCAAUGUGGUAGAGGAAGAGAAGCAUGUCUGAGCUGGAUGGGAAUGAGGAAGGAGUGAGGGGAAAAGCAGAUGUCCUAAACUUUUUUGAGGUCAUCACUAGCUCCUUAAGAGAAAACCAUUUGGAAAAAAAAAAAUCCUGUCUCUGCCCACCCACACCUGUGAUAUUCUGUGUGUUGGGGGGAACUUCCACAGGAGCCACACUUGGGGAAAGCUGUGGUAUCUUCUUUGGUCAGGAAGUCAUACUUCACAUCUGGGGAAAUUGGAAACCUUUGUAAAAUGAGUCAGGAAAAGACUGAGACCUCAAUCAAUAACAUGCUUCAAAUCUGUUGAGAUAAAGCCUUCCUUUUUCCUGAUAAGCCCUGGGUGGAUGGAUCUUUGCAGGAGCCUGGCCUUUUGCCUGUUGGUUAAGGCAGCAAUGUGGGAUGUGACUUGUCCUAGGACCAGUGGCACAGAGGGGUACAGCAUGAACUGAUAGAUCUGUGUCACAGCAGAAGUGCCAAUGCAGAACUUGUAGAUGGGGGAUGAAUUCCAGAUAGGCUAAUUCCCUAGUUGGUGAAACCCUUGGUUAGCAUUUGAUUCCCAGCACCUGUGUGUCAGACCACAGUGAGGGCCACUAAAGCCAGAGCUUUUAUGGAUGCCUACCACAGAUGUGGUACAUGGGACCACUUCCCACUAGAAGGAUGAAGGUAAAUCUGCCUCUAUUAUGUAGCAUCCAGCUGGACCUACCUGAUUUUCUGUGUAUACCAUCUCUUCAUUCAGUCUCCCUAUCAAGCUCAGUUGGGAUUCUGAGUUUUCCUUAAUACGCUGCUCUGCAAAGGGAGGGGCCAGGAAAGUCUGGCCCCAGCUGGGUUAGACUGGGCUUGGAGGUAGAGGGGCCCUGGUAUGUGUCUCUUCUAUACUGACAAGGCUUCCUUGCUCAGAGAUCUCCUGCUGCAAAGCCAAAGCAUGGGAUUUUAUCAUCAGAGCGGUUGGAAUUGGGUGGUCUCUGCCCCAGCCUGGCAAUUUGGGGUGGGCCUUGGAGUUCUGCCCUCUCCACAAGUUUCCACGUAAUCUGCAGCAGAGACAA
Messenger RNA from Microcebus murinus (gray mouse lemur), 3150 nucleotides. RefSeq names its product adhesion molecule with Ig like domain 1 (gene AMIGO1). Gene Ontology annotation, molecular function: protein binding. Gene Ontology annotation, cellular component: membrane. The record is from RefSeq and is a predicted model, not a curated record. Gene Ontology annotation, biological process: brain development. NCBI's taxonomy places the organism in Eukaryota, Metazoa, Chordata, Mammalia, Primates, Cheirogaleidae.